Durio zibethinus is the source of this 1812-nucleotide messenger RNA. RefSeq names its product putative hydrolase C777.06c. The record is from RefSeq and is a predicted model, not a curated record. Lineage: Eukaryota; Viridiplantae; Streptophyta; Magnoliopsida; Malvales; Malvaceae.
UUUUUCUCGUUAUUUUUAAUAAAAAAAAUUUUCGUUAAUCAUAUUUCACAUAAACUUUUGUUAUGAAAGUUUCUUAAAAUUGCAUGAAGAAAAAAUAUAUUUGCUAUCGUAAAUUUUUGUAAGAGUAGAGGAAAAAAAAAGUAUCUGAAUAAGUGCCACGUGGCAAUAGUGCAAAGUCCUGACCCGUUACUAUUCGCGGGCGAGAUCUUCCCUAUAAAUGCCAUCCACCUUUCGUAAAAUUCCCUCCCGGUACCCUUAACGCUUUCUCUCUGCCCCUACCCUCCUCUCUCUGUAUCUCAAACUCAGAUUUCCAAAACAAAAAAUGAAGAACCAAAAUUCGCUUCAAAAUGGAAAUAAUGUUGAUGGUAAUUUAUUAGCCGCCGACAAUCGUGAUCGUGAUGGUGAUGGAUCGGCUCUGAUCUUCCUGGGAACCGGCUGCUCCAGUGCCGUCCCCAACGCAAUGUGCUUGAUCCAGCCCUCCGAUCCUCCCUGCCACGUAUGCUCCCAAUCCCUCUCUAUAUCUCCCGAGCAUAACCCUAAUUACAGGUGCAAUACAUCUUUGCUUAUAGAUUACUGUUCGAGCAAUGGUAUGCACAAUUAUAUUAUAAUUGAUGUUGGGAAGACAUUUAGGGAGCAAGUUCUUCGAUGGUUUACUUUCCACAAGAUUCCUCGAAUCGAUUCGAUUAUUUUGACUCAUGAACAUGCUGAUGCAGUUCUUGGUCUGGAUGAUAUACGUGCUGUGCAGCCACAUAGUCCUACAAACGAUAUUGAUCCCACUGCCAUUUACCUAACUCAAUAUGCGAUGGAUAGCAUUGCCACAAAAUUUCCAUACUUGGUUCAGAAGAAACUUAGAGAAGGCCAAGAAGUAAGACGGGUGGCACAGCUUGACUGGAAGAUAAUUGAGGAGCAUUAUGACAAACCAUUUGUUGCAUCAGGACUAAAAUUCAUUCCUUUGCCAGUGAUGCAUGGAGAAGAUUAUAUCUGUUUAGGUUUUCUUUUUGGUGAAAAUUGUAAAGUGGCUUAUAUUUCUGAUAUCUCACGUUUUCCUUCAAACACAGAAUACGUUAUUUCCAAAAAUGGUGCUGGACAAUUGGAUCUUCUGAUAUUAGAUUGUUUAUACAAGAAAGGAUCCCAUAACGUUCAUUUAUGCUUACCACAGACUCUUGAGGCUCUAAAGAGGAUAUAUCCAAAACAAGCUCUAUUAAUUGGAAUGACUCAUGAGUUUGAUCACCACAAGGACAAUGAGUUUCUUAUGGAAUGGUCUGAGAGGGAAGGAAUCCAUGUGCAACUAGCACGCGACGGUCUGAGGGUCCCCAUAGACCUAUAAUGAGGUGAGGCAUGUCUUUAGAAAGUUGUUUUGAUGCCAGGUUUAUACAUGGGCCACGGAAACAUUCAUACUUUUCCAUCCCAUUGGAUUGGGAGAAGAGCAAUUAUAUUCUGUUAAUUAUUUAUAGCUUCAGUAGAUCUGGGGUUUAGGGUUUAUAAUAUGGUAAACAAUGUGAACAACGAGAAAAGUGCAAGCAGAGAGGAUUCCUGAUGUUACCGCUUGAUCGUUAAACUUGUUCCAAGUUCUACUACCCUUUCUUCUUUGUAACAUUGUUUUUUAAAAUAAUUUUAUUCAAUCAUUACCCACCCUUUAUAUGGUUGGUGGACCGGAAGCGUAGAUUCAUCCCCGCGUUUUCCAACAUUUGCAUUGGAAUUAAGGAACCGAUGUAGUUCCUCGAAAAGAUUUAAAUAAUUGGUACGUGUCCAUGCAGGAAUAAUUAAAAAAUAAUUAUUAUUUCAUUAUUAAAAAAACUCAACGAGAUUCAA